Molecule: messenger RNA, 720 nt
Organism: Cladocopium goreaui
Lineage: Eukaryota; Dinophyceae; Suessiales; Symbiodiniaceae
Source: the annotation of a GenBank genome assembly
UGCAACGGCUUCCAGCAGAUGCCGCUGUCAAAGACGUAGCUGGCGAACACUUGCGGGUCUUUUGCAACGAAUGCACGUGGCAAUGGGCCAAGAAGAUUGGCACCAGCUACGAAAAAGCCAAAGAAUUGAGGUUCGGCAGCGAUGAAGCCUUGGCCGAAGACUUCGCACAGAGCUACAACGCGGAGACCUUCAGCCAAGCGCUGCGGGCGCGGGGCGUCGUACGGCGAGGGACGGCGUCCUGCAGAUGGGAGGUGCAGCUGGAAGAUGGGACUUGGGGUCCUUAUGAGGAGGACGCUUCGGCUUCCAUUGAGUCAGCACACCAGCUGGGGCAGCCGGAAUUGGAACUCAGACUGGGGCCACGAGGUUGGCAGUAUACGAUCGAUCUCCAGAACCAGGUGCAGCGAAAUGACAAGACCAAGAAAUCACGUCCCAUUCGAAGGACGGAGGUUGCUACCUCUCCGGUUUCACCCGAAGGGGUGGCCGGUGGCGCCCGCCUCACAGAAGAUGAACUGGCAGAAGCCAUACGUUAUUUCGUGGGUUUGUGCACUCUGCCUUCGAAAGCGACUUUGUCUCCGGCGCCACCACCAUCACGGCCAAGCGGGAGCAGCGCUACACCCAGUGCGUGACCUCACCAGCCGCCGUCAUUGAUCAUGACAUUGGAACCCUAUGUGAGCACAUGUGAUCCUUAGCAGCUAAGGCCAUGAAAGUGUUGAACAAUUC